ACCCCCGCAGCCCUAAUCCGGGCUGCCAGACCCGGCCCGCCGGUCAGUUUCCUGUCAAGUGCAUCCGAGAAGCAGAAGAGCCAGGAAAGCAAAGAGAGGGGCGUUGGAGGUGCCCAUCCUCAGAGUCGGUACCUCAGCGAACGGUGGAAGAAGAGAAGGAGUCAGUGAGUGGGAAGGAGAAGGAAAAUCCUGUCACCAGACUGGCUCAGGAGCGUCGGAAAGACUGGGGCGCUCCGCGCCAUCGUCUUCAAUGCCUCUCUGAGCAGCCUUUAGGAAGAGUGCGAGAGAAAGAGAGAGAGCGCGCGCCAGGGAGAGGAGAAAAGAAGAUGAGGAUUAUUUGCAGACAGAUUGUCUUGUUAUUUUCUGGAUUUUGGGGACUCGCCAUGGGAGCCUUUCCGAGCAGCGUGCAAAUAGGUGGUCUCUUCAUCCGAAACACAGAUCAGGAAUACACUGCUUUUCGAUUAGCAAUUUUCCUUCAUAACACCAGCCCCAAUGCGUCAGAAGCUCCUUUUAAUUUGGUACCUCAUGUGGACAACAUUGAGACAGCCAACAGUUUUGCUGUAACAAAUGCCUUCUGUUCCCAGUAUUCCAGAGGAGUUUUUGCCAUUUUUGGACUCUAUGAUAAGAGGUCAGUACACACCUUGACCUCAUUCUGCAGCGCCUUACACAUCUCCCUCAUCACACCAAGUUUCCCCACGGAGGGGGAGAGCCAGUUUGUGCUGCAGCUGAGGCCUUCCUUACGAGGAGCACUCUUGAGUCUGCUGGAUCACUACGAAUGGAACUGUUUUGUCUUCCUGUAUGACACAGACAGGGGAUAUUCGAUACUUCAAGCUAUUAUGGAAAAAGCAGGCCAAAAUGGUUGGCAUGUCAGUGCUAUAUGUGUGGAAAACUUUAAUGAUGUCAGCUAUAGGCAACUCCUAGAAGAACUUGACAGAAGACAAGAGAAGAAAUUUGUAAUAGACUGUGAGAUAGAGAGACUUCAAAACAUAUUAGAACAGAUUGUGAGUGUUGGAAAGCAUGUGAAAGGUUACCAUUAUAUCAUUGCAAACUUGGGAUUUAAGGACAUUUCUCUUGAGAGGUUUAUACAUGGUGGAGCCAAUGUUACAGGAUUCCAAUUGGUAGAUUUUAAUACACCUAUGGUAACCAAACUAAUGGAUCGCUGGAAGAAACUUGAUCAGAGAGAGUAUCCAGGAUCUGAGACCCCUCCAAAGUACACCUCUGCUCUAACUUAUGAUGGAGUCCUUGUGAUGGCUGAAACUUUCCGAAAUCUGAGAAGGCAGAAAAUUGAUAUCUCCAGGAGAGGAAAUGCUGGGGAUUGUCUGGCAAAUCCUGCUGCUCCAUGGGGCCAGGGAAUUGACAUGGAGAGGACACUCAAGCAGGUCCGCAUUCAAGGGCUGACAGGGAAUGUUCAGUUUGACCACUAUGGACGUAGAGUCAAUUACACAAUGGAUGUGUUCGAACUGAAGAGCACAGGGCCUAGAAAGGUUGGCUACUGGAAUGAUAUGGAUAAAUUAGUCUUGAUUCAAGAUGUACCCACUCUUGGCAAUGACACGGCAGCUAUUGAGAAUAGAACAGUGGUUGUAACCACAAUUAUGGAAUCCCCAUAUGUUAUGUACAAGAAAAAUCAUGAAAUGUUUGAAGGAAAUGACAAGUAUGAAGGAUACUGUGUAGAUUUGGCAUCUGAAAUUGCAAAACAUAUUGGUAUCAAGUAUAAAAUUGCCAUUGUCCCUGAUGGAAAAUAUGGAGCAAGGGAUGCAGACACAAAAAUCUGGAAUGGGAUGGUAGGAGAACUUGUUUAUGGGAAAGCAGAGAUUGCUAUUGCUCCUCUGACAAUCACUUUGGUUCGAGAGGAGGUCAUUGACUUUUCUAAGCCCUUCAUGAGUUUGGGCAUAUCUAUCAUGAUCAAAAAGCCUCAGAAAUCUAAACCAGGAGUGUUUUCCUUCUUGGAUCCUCUGGCCUAUGAGAUCUGGAUGUGCAUAGUGUUUGCCUACAUUGGUGUCAGCGUGGUCUUGUUCCUAGUUAGUAGGUUUAGUCCCUAUGAAUGGCACACAGAAGAGCCAGAGGACGGAAAGGAAGGACCGAGCGACCAGCCACCCAAUGAGUUUGGCAUCUUUAACAGCCUCUGGUUUUCCCUGGGUGCUUUUAUGCAGCAAGGAUGUGACAUUUCACCCAGAUCCCUCUCAGGUCGAAUUGUUGGCGGUGUUUGGUGGUUCUUUACACUCAUCAUUAUAUCAUCUUAUACUGCUAACCUCGCUGCUUUCCUGACGGUGGAGAGAAUGGUCUCGCCCAUAGAAAGUGCAGAAGACCUGGCUAAACAAACAGAAAUUGCCUAUGGAACGUUGGAUUCAGGGUCAACAAAAGAAUUCUUCAGAAGAUCAAAAAUAGCAGUGUAUGAAAAGAUGUGGACCUACAUGCGAUCAGCGGAGCCAUCGGUGUUCACAAGGACUACAGCUGAGGGAGUAGCUCGUGUCCGCAAAUCCAAGGGCAAAUUUGCCUUCCUGCUGGAGUCCACUAUGAAUGAAUACAUUGAGCAGCGAAAGCCCUGUGAUACGAUGAAAGUGGGAGGAAAUCUGGAUUCAAAAGGCUAUGGAGUAGCAACACCCAAGGGUUCUUCAUUAAGAACUCCUGUAAACCUUGCCGUUUUGAAACUCAGUGAGGCAGGCGUCUUAGACAAGCUGAAAAACAAAUGGUGGUACGAUAAAGGUGAAUGUGGACCCAAGGACUCUGGAAGCAAGGACAAGACGAGUGCCUUGAGCCUGAGCAACGUAGCAGGCGUCUUCUACAUUCUGGUUGGCGGCUUGGGCUUGGCAAUGCUGGUGGCUUUGAUAGAGUUCUGUUACAAGUCCAGGGCAGAGGCGAAGAGAAUGAAGUUGACCUUUUCUGAAGCCAUAAGAAACAAAGCCAGAUUAUCCAUCACUGGGAGUGUCGGAGAAAACGGCCGCGUCUUGACGCCGGACUGCCCAAAGGCUGUACACGCUGGAACUGCAAUUAGACAAAGUUCAGGAUUGGCUGUCAUUGCAUCGGACCUACCAUAAAAACCAAAAAAAUAAUUGAGUGCCUUAAUAAAACUGUGUCGGUGACUGAUGGAGACGCAGCCCUGAGGGACACGCCGCGCGCGCGUCUUUGCUAAACCAACCGUUCCGCUGAGAGAGGGAGGUACGUCCGAACGCGCCGGGCAUCAGCAGCUGCAACGUGUGCAUGAGCUCAGCUCGGAAACCCAAACUCAGAUUUUAUAUCAGGAAAACUCACAAUUUAGAUUUUUCGGGGAGUGGGUGGGGGGAGUUGGGAUGGGUGUAUUAACAGCAACAAAUUUCACUCGAAUGGACUUAAAGACUAAUCAGACUUGCGAGUUAGCGCAUUAAACUGUGACGUUCUUGCUCAGAAAGCUGUUGUCUUCACCACAAGGGAUAAAAUAGUUAUAGAAGUCAACCUGCUAACCAGUGUCUCCAGAACACCCAUGUAUUCAAUGGAAGAGUAUCCAGCUGAGAAAACAAAUCACUAAACUGUGAGAAGAAAAUAAUAAACAAACAUGUAAAUCCUGUGAAAAAAUUUAAAGAAAGUAUUUGUACUUACUUUGGAGAAAACAAAUACUGAAACAUGCUUGCUUUUUAACUGCGUAAAUUCAGUAGAGGAAAACACGAUUCUUUUUUCUAACCAUCUUAGGGAACAAUACAUUGCAAUAAUUGAUAUAAAUACCAUCACUGUAAUAAACUUUAGAGACUUUUUUUAUAAGAGUUGUUGGUCAUCUUCUUGUUUGCUAUAACCUUCACUUUGUUACAUGAGUCGGUGUCCACAGAUUGCAUUUGUCUCACUACCAGGAACAAAAACAAAAAGAAGAAAAUGUUACCGUAAAAUCAUCAGUCUGCAAUGUAGAUUCAAAAAAGACUACGGGUCACUCAUGUUAUCGAUAUUAUUUAUAAACUUGUUCUGUGUACAAAAUUGUGGUUUUUGUACCCACCAAAAAAGAAUAAAAUGAGAAGUUCUUACAAUAUCGACAGAGCUUCAAUUUGUUUUCUUAACAUUAUAAUAGUUAUUUGAGAAAUUACAAGACUAUAGGAAGGAUUGUUGAAGUCAAGUGAUGGGCCAUAAUGGAAAAUGUAGCUAGUCUUUAUUAUUUUUGCAUCCUAAGUUACCCUUCUUUUACAGAUCUUUGACUUGUUAGUAAGUUAAAUUGUCAAAGAUGGAGUUUUUGAGUUGGGGAACAAAUCAUUGUCAUAAUAGCAACAUAUCCUGUUAUUGUGUAUUGAAAUUUUGCUUGACUGUAUUUUGCUGCAUAAAAUUAUGUGUCUCUUGGACUUCACCCCCAUCUCCAUUGCUCUUUUUAAAUCAUUUGAAGGCACUAAUAAUAGUAGACAACAAAUAAAGAAUUAGUCCUCGAUGGAAAAUGUAAGAAAAUUAUACCCAUGUUUAUUUAUUUAAAAUACUUUAUAUUAUGUAUGGACUAAAUUAACACAGUUCAAGAGAAGGUUUGGUUCCUUUGACAUAAUAAAUAAGCAUCAUAGUAGGGAAAAAGUCACAGUACUUAGGGAUCUUGGCAGAAAGCACAAGUUCGAAAAUUUUAGAAGUCUGGCCUUGAAAAGAUGGGUUGAGUUUCAAUAAAUGAAGGUGCUAAGAGUCUUCUGGGUGAGCAGUAGCCCAAAGCCGUGCUUGUCCAUGGCUUGUUUAAUGAAUCCAUUCAACUGGAUGGGCUAGUGAGAGCCCAGGGUGUGAUACCAUGGGAGAUAUAUUUGGAAAAAGUGAACAAUUGAUCUCUCUGCCUCAAUGCUUGAAAUCUAUCCCCUCCAUCCAGUCUCUGUGCUGCAGUAAGAAUAAUCUUAAAAAGUGCAAAUCUCGUAAGUCACACACACACAGACACACACACAGACACAUUGUUUCCUCAGGAAAAAUUCCAAGCUCUUUAACAGAGCACAGGAGUCCAUGACCUGGCCCUUGCUUAUCUCUCCUCCUCCCCAAAUUAUCCUGCCCACAAAUGAAACUCAACUGCAGCUCAUGGGACACUGCAUAAACUAUUUCCUCAGUCUAUAACACUCUUUCUUGUUUCCUUUUUACCUAACUUGUACUUAUCCUUCAGUACACAAAUCAAAUUUUACUUGCUGUGGGAUGAUUCUCAUGACUAUCUACCACCCCCUACGUAUGAGACUAAGUAGGGUGCCCUUCUUAAUGUCUUCUCCCAUCAUGGCACUUAGCAUACUGCAUUGUAAUUGCCUGUGUACUUGUCUGUAUAACUAUUAGACUGUAAGCUCCUUGAGGGCAGGGACUGUGUCUAUCUUGUUCACAGUUGUGUCCCCAGCACCCAGCACAGUG
Choloepus didactylus (southern two-toed sloth) is the source of this 5304-nucleotide messenger RNA. RefSeq names its product glutamate ionotropic receptor AMPA type subunit 4 (gene GRIA4). Gene Ontology annotation, molecular function: AMPA glutamate receptor activity; transmitter-gated monoatomic ion channel activity involved in regulation of postsynaptic membrane potential. Gene Ontology annotation, biological process: synaptic transmission, glutamatergic; monoatomic ion transport; modulation of chemical synaptic transmission. The record is from RefSeq and is a predicted model, not a curated record. Lineage: Eukaryota; Metazoa; Chordata; Mammalia; Pilosa; Megalonychidae. Bases 327 to 3035 code for a protein of 902 amino acids. The transcript has 17 exons. Gene Ontology annotation, cellular component: postsynaptic membrane; plasma membrane; AMPA glutamate receptor complex.